UCAGUAUGCAGAGAGGGGAUGCAGCAGUCAGCAGACUCUUUCCCCCGGCUCUCCAUCCAUCUGCCCUCUUCCUCCCAUCUACCUUCCCUCCAUCCAGUCUUCCCAUUAAUUCCCCUGCCUGCCACCCUCCCUUGCCGUGUCCUCCCUCUGUUUCGUAGUGGUUUCUCAGUGCAGACCGGGAGCUCUUCUACCUACAGCAGCUGUUCAGGAUGUGAGGGAAGCAGGCGGGCCUUCAGGAUGACAGCAGGGUGUGUGGGUGUGUCUGAGGACAGCAGCAGCAGCAGCAGUAGCAGACAUCAUCCGUCAUGGAGGUGGAGGGCACAGCAGAGCCAGCCUUCGUGGAUGUGGACCAGGGCCUGACUCUGGCCUGCAUCGCCUUCCUCUGCCUUCUGCUGGUGGCCAUGAUCAUCCGCUGCGCCAAGGUGAUCAUGGACCCCUACAGUGCAAUCCCCACCUCCACAUGGGAGGAACAGCACCUGGACGACUGACAUUCUCAAACAUUCAUAUGCAUACCAGGUAUAUGUGUUUCACCAAAAAUGACUAACUCAACAGAGCCUCCACCCUGAAAGAAGGAUGGAUCUGCAAGGGUUCUGUAGUGAGGCAGGGAUUCUGAAUGAAACCUUGAUCACUCCAUAAACUAUUUCAUCUCUAAACAUGACAAGAAAUCAAACAAAUCUGGUUAAUUAAGAUAUAUUAAAUGUUUGCUUUUAAUAAUUUUAAUUCUUAAAUGAUGUAUAAGCACAUAUGCGUGCAUGUUUUCUCCUACUUUAGAACAUCAUUUAUUUGAAUACACAUUAUAAAUUGGUUCUGCCAUGGUACAAGUCUGAGUCACUUAACCAGCAGGUCACAUAUCGGGAGUAGAAAAUAUGAGUAUUGUUCAUCUAUGUAUGGAACGAUGAGAAGGAUAAGCCACUGAUGGAGUGACACAACUACAGAGCAAAGCACAUAAACUUGGCUGUUUUUUAACCUACCUACCCCGAGAUGUGUCCGCCCUGGGCCUGCCUUACAUUCCUGUUGGACUGACGGACACAAUCAACAAUGGCGAGUGGAUGCCAGCCAUGACUGACCGCACUUUCCCUUUACGUCUUUACAGACAUGUAGUGACAAAUCAGCAGAGGAUGAACACGAAGAAGAGAAGUUCCACAACCUGUAACCAGGCUUUGCUUGUACAACUUGCACAAGAUGGGAAGACAACUCGUCCUGAAAAAAAGAUAAUUCUAGUUCACUACAACUUAUAUCAUUGUAGUUUUGUCAUUCUGCUUGGUAACGUCAGCAUAGUUCAUUGCUGAGAUCUGAGAACAUGGAGAACAUUAAAAGUUUAAGAGUCAGCAAGUAUAAAUAUCCACAGCACAGCACAGUUUACAGGCAGACCUCCUGAUGUCGGCUUGUUUAAAUCCUGGCUGAUCCCCCGACUGCUCAUGUUCGUGGUGUUACCAACAUGUUAGACUUUGAAAUGGUGACCAAAACUUCAAAAACAUGAACCAGGUUGUAUUAAACCAGAAUCAUCCAAUGAUAAACAAGUCUAUCUACACACAAGCUUUGGAGAGAGGUCUCUCUGAUCAUGGUAGCCAUCGUGUUGACAAGCGUACUGUACGUGUUAGAAAUACAGGUGCAUUUAAAAAAAUGUAAUAGAGUGAAACAGUUCAAUAUAUUUUUCGUCUGUUGUUUAAGGAAGUGAAUAUUUUUAUUAUAGCCUAGAUUCAUCACACUGAAAUGUUUCAAGCACUUCCAUAUGUUAAUUUCGAUAAU
Scophthalmus maximus (turbot) is the source of this 1749-nucleotide messenger RNA. Its product is annotated as cortexin domain-containing 1-like. NCBI's taxonomy places the organism in Eukaryota, Metazoa, Chordata, Actinopteri, Pleuronectiformes, Scophthalmidae. The record is from RefSeq and is a predicted model, not a curated record. The coding region runs from base 306 to 488 and encodes 60 amino acids. The transcript has 2 exons.